AUGACAAACUUUUUAUUUAGGUACAUCUCCUUCUUCCUUGAGAAAAAUGAUCUCACCAAGGCACGAGCAACAGCAGAGCGAGCACUAACCGUCAUAAAUUAUAGAGAAGAAGAAGAAAUCUUCAACCUCUGGAUUGCUUACCUCAACAUGGAAGUGGCUUACGGCGAUGAAGACACUACUAAGAGUGUAUUCCAACGAGCUUGUGGCAAUGCAGACUCGCUCAAAGUGCACAAACAGAUGGCUGCAAUCUACGCGGAAGCCGGGAAGACUGACGAAGCCGACGAAAUUUAUGAAGCAAUGAUAAAGAAGUUCCGAGCAGAUUCCGAUGAUGUAUGGACUCUGUAUGGCGACCAUCUCAUCUCCACGGAUAGGGCAGAGAAAGCACGCGAUCUCAUGAAAAGAGCACUCACCAGUGUUCCUAAACAACGACAUGUUCCUCUUAUUAGCCGAUUUGCUCAAAUGGAGUUCCGGAAAGGAGAUUAUGAAAGGGGGCGAACUCUCUUCGAAAACUUGGUCACUGCAUACCCAAAGAAGACCGACAUUUGGAUAGUUUACGCAGACCUGUGCUUGAAGCACUUAGGAAUCGAAACAGCUAGACAAGUUCUGGAGCGAGCUUGUGCACUUCCACUAAGUGUGCAUAAAAUACGACCUCUCUUUCGUAAAUGGAUGGAGGCGGAGCGGAAAUACGGCGACGAUGAAUCGCGGCUGCUGCUUCGGGAGAAAGCCGAAAAGUUCCUUGAAUCAAGUAUUCUUGACAUGGAGGAGUUGGAAAAAGAUUGA
Molecule: messenger RNA, 780 nt
Organism: Cylicostephanus goldi
Lineage: Eukaryota; Metazoa; Nematoda; Chromadorea; Rhabditida; Strongylidae
Source: the annotation of a GenBank genome assembly